This is a messenger RNA of Megalobrama amblycephala (Wuchang bream), 2735 nucleotides long. It is a transcript of the gene ywhah, whose product is annotated as tyrosine 3-monooxygenase/tryptophan 5-monooxygenase activation protein, eta polypeptide. Gene Ontology annotation, biological process: signal transduction. The transcript has 2 exons. The record is from RefSeq and is a predicted model, not a curated record. The coding region runs from base 345 to 1085 and encodes 246 amino acids. Gene Ontology annotation, cellular component: cytoplasm. NCBI's taxonomy places the organism in Eukaryota, Metazoa, Chordata, Actinopteri, Cypriniformes, Xenocyprididae.
CCCUCCAACUCCCCCUCCACCCUGUUUGCUGGGAUUGACAGGACGCUUGCAGCAGCAGCAGCACCCCACACGACGAUAGGGAAAAAAGAAUCGAGCGAAACUUGGAGGAUAUCGAGGGCUGGGAGGGGAAAGACAGCGUUACAAAAAAUAUAGACAUACAAAAAAUAUAUAAAUCUGCAACUUCAACCUUUGGCUCGCCGUUCCAAUCUCACGUGCGCGGCUGCUCCAGAUUUUGCUCGCGCCUGUGUGCUGACCGGAGCGCGCGCCCUAUCUCGCACAACCAGUGUGUUCUGCUGAGAAACGAACGAACCCCAGUGCGAACCGACAGCCUUUGACCAGAGAGGAUGGCUGAUAGGGAACAACUGAUCCAAAGAGCCCGUCUGGCGGAGCAGGCGGAGCGCUAUGAUGACAUGGCCUCCGCGAUGAAGCUGGUCACAGAGUUGAACGAGCCCUUGUCUAAUGAAGACCGCAACUUGCUCUCGGUGGCCUACAAGAAUGUGGUGGGGGCCCGGCGGUCAUCUUGGCGUGUAAUAUCCAGCAUAGAACAGAAGACAGCGGCGGAUGGCAACGAGAAGAAGCUGGAACUGGUGCGCGUCUACCGAGAGACCAUCGAGAAGGAGCUGGAGUCAGUGUGCCAAGACGUUCUCACCCUGCUGGACCAGUACCUCAUCAAGAACUGUGACGACACCCAGGUAGAGAGCAAGGUCUUCUACCUGAAGAUGAAGGGCGACUACUACCGGUACCUGGCCGAAGUGGCCACCGGCGAAAAGAGGGCCUCUGCAGUCGAAUCGUCAGAAGGCGCCUACAAAGAGGCUUUCGACAUUAGCAAGAGCAUGCCGGCCACCCAUCCCAUCCGCCUGGGCCUGGCGCUCAACUUUUCCGUCUUCUACUACGAGAUCCAAAACGCACCCGAGCAGGCCUGCCAGCUUGCCAAGGAAGCCUUCGAUGACGCCAUCGGCCACCUGGACAAUCUGAACGAGGACUCCUAUAAGGACUCCACGCUCAUCAUGCAGCUCCUGCGGGACAACCUCACCCUGUGGACCAGCGACCAGCAGGACAGCGAAGGAGGAGACGCCAAUAACUGAGAGAUCAGCCAUGUCCGCUCUCACUUCUAGCUGUAGUAGCACCUGUCUCUGUCCCUUCUUUGAUGCUACAUCUUAUUUCUCUCUGUCUGCUCCUUCAUUCUCUCUCUAUCUUCUCCAUUCCAUCUUUCUCGUCUCUUUGUGACACCUCAAUGCUCUUCUUUGGUUCCUCAGGGCAGCCCUUCAGACCCUUGAUUGCUCUCUCACCUGUUUUACCCCUUUCCCUCCUACAGGAUGCCGGUACCCAAUCUGAACUGUUCCACUGCAGAAAAGGUGGUUCUGGGAUGGAAAAAUGACAUUGGCCUCUAAAACCUGCUUGUCUUGAACCUGGAGCCGAUAAUGUCACAUGUCCGCUAGAUUUCAAAACAAAUACAAGACGCAAAACAAAACUAGCCCCCAAAGCAAAAUAUAUAAAGCAUUCAGUUCACACAUAUUGUCAUUUUAUUCCUUAUACAUUACUUGCGAUGUACUCUGGAUGUUAGAAUGCAUUACUGCAACCUGAUUCUUACUGCAGGAAUCAUAAGCAAAUUUGAAAUGCUUUAUUUACAAUUAUCAUACAUGCAAAUUGACUACUAUGAAAACUACUAUGAAUUUUAAUAUAUCAUACUCAUAAAUACAAGGAUUCAAAGAACAUUCAUUGAAUGUUCAGAUGUAUUCCUAAAUGAUUCAUAAAAAAUUAAAAGGAUUUUAGAAUAUAUGCGCAAUUUGAAUCCUAUUGAUUUUGUUAGUUAUAUAUUGCUUAUGAUAUAAAGACGCUAACUUAAAUUAAUUUGGAUGUUCAAAUGUAUUCUCAAAACACAGCAUAUAAAAAUAUAUAACAUUUUCUUUUGUUAUAUAUUUGUCAAACACCAAAUCAAAUAACUGAAUGCUAAUAUAUAUUGUCAAAAAAAAAAAAAAAAAAAAAAAAAGACAGUGAAGCGGCAUGUUUAUUUGUCAGUGGUCACUUGUUAUGUCACUUGCUCUGCCCUCAAGCUGGUUCUGAGAACAUUUUGGUGAAAAAGGGGUAUAUAUUUACCCUAGUUUGCUCAGUUUUCCCACCUACUCCUCUUCUUCUGUCCUUGACCUCUUUUUCUGUAUAUGAUUCUCUUCUCCCCCCCCCCACAAAGAGUCACUGAUUGCCUACUGGGGCUGUAGUACAGAAACUUCCUAAUCUUAAUUCUUGGUUGAAGAUAUGAAAAAGUUCUGUUUCCCAAGUAAAAUUACCCUGGUUACUAAACAGAUAAGAUAGGAUUCUAAGUUAGGAUGCUUCAGUAAUAUAGCCUCCACAUGACAUUUAGUGUGUACUUUUAAGGAUUCAAUCUUCAUAGAGACUCUGUAACACUUAUUACAGGAUGAGAUCUUGAGUAUGUGGCACAGUAUAGUGCUAAUGUUACACCUUACUACGUUAUUCUUCCUCUUCUUUACUUGUCUUUGAUCUGUACCUCCUUCACUGCUUAAAUGUGUUUGUCUGUCGUUCCCCCAAGCUCACCUUGUACAUCUUGCUAGCCCUGUGAAUUGUGUAUAUCUGCUGAUCUCGAAACAUGUUGUCAUCCAAAAUGUGGGUGACACUCUGUUAUGAGACGCAGUGAUCAAGAGUCUUUUGAUUAGGAUAACAUAUGCAAGGUUAUGACAGAAUGACAUUAAAGACAUUGCUUACCAUGGGAACUCUCAAAA